Molecule: messenger RNA, 2138 nt
Organism: Cheilinus undulatus (humphead wrasse)
Lineage: Eukaryota; Metazoa; Chordata; Actinopteri; Labriformes; Labridae
Gene: wbp2
Product: WW domain binding protein 2
Exons: 8
Coding region: 172-966 (264 amino acids)
Biological process (GO): positive regulation of DNA-templated transcription
Cellular component (GO): nucleus
Molecular function (GO): chromatin DNA binding; transcription coactivator activity
Source: RefSeq, a predicted model, not a curated record
CGUAUGGCGGCGGAGAGGCAGGUGCAGCAGGGAGCACAGAGGCACUAUCACAACAACCGUUAUCACCGUAGAAGGAGCUGCCACCGGAGCAACAAAUAGGCCUUCGUCUACGUUUUAUAUUUUAAGAACAGCCUGUAGUUUCAUUGCUGGGCGGUCUGGAUACCAGCCGACAUGACUCUUAACCAAAACAACUCUGAGUCUGGCGGAGUAAUCAUCAACAACAGUGAAAGUGUGCUGAUGAACUAUGAUAACGUAGAGCUGACUUUCUGCGAUGCGGACCGUCUUCCAGAAGCCUUCAGAAAGAGUAAGAAGGGCAGCAUCUACCUAACUCCAUACAGGGUGAUCUUUCUGGCCAAAGGGCGCGAUGCACUGCAGUCCUUCAUGAUGCCCUUCUACCUUAUGAAAGGCUGUGAGAUCAAGCAGCCUGUGUUAGGAGCCAACUACAUCAAAGGCACUGUGAGCGCAGAACCUGGAGGUGGCUGGGAGGGCAGUGCUACAUUCAAGCUUGUCUUUGCUGCUGGAGGUGCGAUAGAGUUUGGCCAGUACAUGCUUCAGGUCGCAGCCCAAGCAUCAAGAGGUCAGCCAGUGACUUCAGGGUUUGGUGGAUGCCCCUACAUGGCAAACGGGGCCUAUGCCUAUCCUCCUCCCCCUCCUGCUAAUGGGAUGUACCCUGCUGGACCUCCACCAGGCUACUCCUAUCCCAACCCUCCUCCACCAGGUGGAUUUUAUCCCAACCCACCAGCGUUUGAUGCCUCUGCUGGCUACAUACCUCCACCUCCUUACUCUGCUCCUCUGGGCCAGCAGCCUCCACAUGAUCCAGACCUCCCCUCCUCAGCAGCAGCGGAGGCCAAAGCAGCCGAGGCAGCAGCAAGUGCCAGCAGUGUCACACUGCCUCCUACACAUGUGUACCUGCCAGAGGACAAGCCUCCUCCCUACUCUCCUCCUGAAGACAAGAAGAACCAGUAAACCUGCUUCAUCCCAUCAUCAUCCCUCUCUGCCUCUUGUAAUCUCUAUCCUACUGAAUAACCUCAUUCCUUUAACAGUUCCCCUCCUUUUCUUUUCCCAUGACAUCCUUUUAGGUUAAUCAUUCCAUAAAUUUUCCAUUCCUUCUGACUAUCCCUAUAGUCUAACCAGCUUUACUCUCUACAGAAGCACCUUUACUUUAGAGAAACGACUAAAAGUAUAGGUAGCAAUCUCAGAGAGACAAAAUUGUCAAGGCCAAGGUUAAUAGGUUUUUAGAGGUAUCUUUAAAAAGUUGACUAAAACUUUGUAACCUGAAAAGCUGUUAGCAUUCUAGGCUGUGAAGCUGUCCAAUAGCUCAUACCCCCAUGCUAAACUCUAAAUUCAGCUUAGUAGUGAACCUGACUCUUGAUUUUCUACGGCAUCUAUGACACUAGAUAAAACCAAGCGUUACUUUGCUAAUCCGUUGCAAAGCGAGCUGAAUGCAGUAUUUUAUUUUUCUAUGAUUUGUGUGUACAGCCUUUUAAUAUGUGGACUUUUAAAAAAUGUGAUAUUUUCUCAAGAACACUAAGCUAGAGAAACAAAUAGCCUUUGUAAACAGACUGCAGGGAGGCCAUGUCUGUUUUUAGUUGAUGGACCAUACAGAUUAGAGCAGCCAAGGCAGUGAAUCCCUGAUCCUGGAUUAGAGCAGAGUCAUAACAAGUAAGGCAGCACUGCAGGGACGGACUACAAGGAGGGAUUAUCUUUGUAAUAUAAGAGCAGAGCAGUCACCCAAUGAUGUCACUUCCUGUUUUGUCAUGCCUCAAGAAACCCUCAUGGUCAGACUCACAACCAGCCUGCUUCUUUUUGAUCCAGACUCCUCGGUUCAGGGUCAGGUCUUUGCACCUGAUCUCAGCACCUACACGUUUCAUUUCCCCCUCUGUGAUUAUUCUAGAAACUGUAUCCGUGGCACAUCCGUGGCUGAUUCUUUGCACUUCCAGAAUGCUAUGCAUCAGGCUCUUCUUUGCUCUUUAAUGGCUGUGUGUAAAAUAAUAAUAAUAAAGCUCUGUAUUUAUUUAAAACUAAUUUAUUGAAUAAUUAAUGUAAAAUGGCUCAAAUAAGUAAACCAAAGCAUGAUCUCUACUAAUGCUUGUAUGCAUUGGAUUGGAUUUUAUUAAAUGGAUCUUGAUUCAUGUGAA